Messenger RNA from Elaeis guineensis (African oil palm), 1865 nucleotides. Lineage: Eukaryota; Viridiplantae; Streptophyta; Magnoliopsida; Arecales; Arecaceae. The record is from RefSeq and is a predicted model, not a curated record.
UCCUCCCAGCGAGACCAAACCAAAAAGAAAGGGACAAUAAAGGCAAUCGAUCGGCCGCCGUCGCCCUUUGGACGCAUGGCCACAACGAGCGAACCGCUGCUCUCCAAGAGCUCUCGUCCAGAUGAACGGAAAGAAGGGCAUGGCAGAGCGAUCGCCGGCCAUCCGUCAAUGGUCUUCGUGGCAGAGAUCGGCGAUCUCGGGGACAUCGGCUCCAUAAGCGGACCCAGAGAUUUCUGGAAGGAGUUCGUAGUGGAGUCCAAGAAGCUAUGGUACCUCGCCGGCCCCGCCAUCUUCACCUCCUUAUGCCAGUACUCCUUGGGAGCCAUCACCCAGAUGUUCGCCGGCCAUGUCGGCACGCUCGAGCUCGCUGCCGUCUCCGUCGAGAACUCCGUCAUCGGUGGCUUCUCCUUCGGUGUCAUGUUGGGGAUGGGGAGUGCUCUGGAGACGCUGUGCGGGCAGGCGUACGGGGCGGGGCAGUUGGACAUGAUGGGGGUGUACAUGCAGAGAUCGUGGGUGAUCCUGAACACGACGGCGCUGCUGCUAAGCCUGCUCUACGUGUUCGCGAGGGCGCUGCUGCGGCUUAUCGGGCAGACGGAGGAGAUCGCGGCCGCGGCGGGAACGUUCUCGGUGUGGAUGAUCCCGCAGCUGUUCGCCUACGCGAUGAACUUCCCCAUCGCCAAGUUCCUGCAGGCACAGAGCAGGAUGAUGGCGAUGGCGGUGGUGUCGACGGUGGCGCUGCUGCUGCACACGUUGUUCAGCUGGCUGUUGAUGCUGAGGCUGGAGUGGGGGCUGGUCGGGGCGGCGGUCGUUCUCAACGCCUCCUGGUGGUUCAUCGUGCUGGGCCAGCUCGCUUACAUCUUCGGCGGGGCCUGCGGCCGGGCCUGGUCGGGCUUCUCCUUGAAGGCCUUCGUCAACCUGUGGGGAUUCGUCAGGCUCUCUCUUGCCUCGGCCGUGAUGCUCUGCUUGGAGGUUUGGUAUUUUAUGGCAUUAAUUCUUUUUGCUGGUUAUCUCCAAAAUCCUGAGAUUUCAGUUGAUGCUUUGUCAAUAUGCAUGACUAUUCUUGGAUGGACUGUUAUGGUUGCUAUGGGAGCUAAUGCAGCAAUAAGUGUUAGGGUGUCUAAUGAACUUGGAGCAGGUCAUCCAAGGACAGCAAAGUUUUCUGUUGUUGUUGUUGUUAUAACUUCAUUCUUCAUAGGCAUUUUUCUUUCUUUUAUCUUGAUAAUUACAAGGAAGCAAUAUCCAUCCGCAUUUACAAAUAGUAAUGAUGUGAAAAGGGUUGUUUAUGCUCUCACUCCAUUGCUUGCAAUAUCGAUUGUAAUCAAUAAUAUUCAACCUGUUCUUUCAGGUGUGGCCAUUGGAGCAGGGUGGCAAGCAUUGGUCGCAUAUGUGAACAUUGCUUGCUACUACAUAUUUGGCAUUCCUCUAGGCCUUAUAAUGGGUUAUAAGCUUGACAUGGGUGUUCAGGGAAUUUGGUGUGGAAUGUUAUCAGGCACUAUCGUACAAACACUAAUUCUAUUCUGGAUGACAUAUCGGACAAAUUGGAAUAAAGAGGCUUCAAUAGCUGAGGAAAGGAUAAGAAGAUUGGGUGGAGAACUAGAAGAAGAGGCAAUGCUCUAGAGAGCUAUAUGUAUCAUCAAAAAUGAUAUUGCAUCUCAAGCUUCAAUAGAUGAGGAAAGGAUAAGAAAAGGGGAUAGAGAACCAAAAGAGGAUGCAACGAGAGGUUAAACAAAGGGCAAAUAAAGCACAUGAUGAAAGAAUAAUGCCCUACAAGCCAAUCGUAUGUGCGAUGCAAUGAGAUAUUUUUUUAUAUUUUAUCUUUCAAACUCAUGUAUUUGAUAUUAAUUAUUAAUAAAAUUAGAUAUUUU